CAGUAACAGAAGCUUGCUGUAGCUACUCGCCUACACUACUACACUAGCCUGCAGCCAGCCAGCCAGCCACGCCCACCACACACACUUCGACCCGAUCGAGAUCCGAUCAGCUAGCGGAGGAUCACGGAAUGGCGGCGAACUCGUCGUCGUCGUCCCCGGCGGCCGUGAAGAUGGCGUCGGACGGGGUGUGGCAGGGCGAGAACCCCCUCGACUUCGCGCUGCCGCUGCUCGCCGUGCAGAUCGCCGUCGUGCUCGCGGUCACGCACGGCCUCGCGCUCGCGCUCAGGCCGCUGCGCCAGCCUAAAGUUGUCGCCGAGAUCCUGGGUGGCAUCUUGCUGGGGCCGUCGGCGCUGGGCCGGUGGGGCGCCUUCCGCCGCGCCAUCUUCCCGGCGUGGAGCGCCGCGGCGCUAGACACCGUCGCGGGUCUUGGCCUGCUGCUCUUCCUCUUCCUGGUCGGCCUCGAGCUCGACUUCCGCGCCGUGCGCCGCGCGGGGCCGCGCAGCGUGGCGGUCGCCGCGGCGGGCAUCGUGCCGCCGUUCCUCGCCGCGCCGGGCCUCGCGCCGCUGCUGAGGCUCGCCGUCCCGGCCUCGGCCCGCGCUGCGUUCCUCCCGCUCUGCGUGUUCGUCGGCGCCGCGCUCUCGGUGACGGCGCUGCCCGUGCUGGCCUGCAUCCUCAAGGAGCUCGGCCUCCUCGGCGCGCCGCUCGGCGAGACCGCCAUGGCCGCCGCCGCGGUGAACGAUGUCUUCGCGUGGGCGCUCCUGGCGCUCGCUCUCGCCGUCUCCGGCGGCGGGGCCAGGGGCGGCGCCCCGCUCGCGCCGGUCUACAUCCUCGCCUCGGGGGCCGCCUUCGUGGCGUUCAUGCUGUGCGCGCUCCGCCCGCUGAUGGCGCGCCUGGCGCGCCGCGCGGGCCCCGGCCGCGCCGCCGCGCUGGCAUCCCCGGGCGCCGUGGUGGCGUGCGCCCUGCUCGCGGGCGCGGCGACCGACGCCAUCGGCGUGCACCCCGUGUUCGGCGCGUUCGUGUUCGGGCUGUCCGUGCCGCGGGAGGGCGGCCUCGCGGAGCGCGCCGGCGACAAGGUGGCGCCGCUGGUGUCCGGGCUGAUGCUGCCGCUCUACUUCGCCACCAGCGGGCUGCGCACCGACAUCGACACCGUCCGCGACGCGGCCGCGUGGGGCAUGGUCGCGCUUGUCGUGGCCGUGGCCUUCCUGGGGAAGUUCGGCGGCACGUUCGCGGUGGCCGCCUGGACCGGCAUGGCCAGGCGCGAGGCCGCGGCGCUCGGCGUCGCCAUGAGCGCCAAGGGGCUCGUCGAGCUCAUCGUGCUCAACAUCGGCAAGGAGCGGAAGGUGCUGGAUGACACAACGUUCGCCAUCUUCGUGAUCAUGGCGCUGACGACGACGGUGCUCGCGACGCCGUUGAUGACUGCUGUGUACCGCAGCUCGCCGACGGCGACCACACCGGAGAGCGACGGGGCCGAGCUCAAGGGCGGCGACGCCUGCCCGGCUUAGCUAGCUCAAGCCGCGAGAAGUUCGGAGUCAGAGCGUGAUAUGUUAUAGUAUGUUGUGCGUGCCGGCAGGUGAUGCUGCUGAUCGAUCGCUGUUCAGGGCCAGGGUUGCGUAUGUGUAAUAUCUGAACUCAAUAACUGUCGUGUGGAACGGUAGUGUGUAUUUGCUAUAACACAGGAGAUAACUUCAUCGAAUCUC
Molecule: messenger RNA, 1697 nt
Organism: Panicum virgatum (switchgrass)
Lineage: Eukaryota; Viridiplantae; Streptophyta; Magnoliopsida; Poales; Poaceae
Product: cation/H(+) antiporter 20-like
Exons: 3
Coding region: 129-1502 (457 amino acids)
Biological process (GO): regulation of pH; proton transmembrane transport
Cellular component (GO): membrane; endomembrane system
Molecular function (GO): antiporter activity
Source: RefSeq, a predicted model, not a curated record